Molecule: messenger RNA, 1234 nt
Organism: Cyprinus carpio (common carp)
Lineage: Eukaryota; Metazoa; Chordata; Actinopteri; Cypriniformes; Cyprinidae
Product: pituitary tumor-transforming gene 1 protein-interacting protein-like
Biological process (GO): protein import into nucleus
Cellular component (GO): nucleus; cytoplasm
Source: RefSeq, a predicted model, not a curated record
CAGGUAUUGUAAUUUAAGCCCCUGGCUAAAAGAAUGUCCUGCGCCACUGAAGAGAACCAAAGCUACAAAACCUGUUCCUAGUUUCUGGUCGACUCGAUGAAGUGUCUGCGCUGAGGUUUCAAACUGAAGAUAUUUGUUGACAAAAUUUAUUACAAACAGAGGAGUCCGUUUUAUUUAGGUGUUCGUUCAUUUAAAAAAGAGAACAUGAGAGUUAUUCCUAUCGUCCUGCUUCUCUUUGGUUUGAGCUCAACGCUGGCACAGAAUACAAUAUCUCCAAAUACUACAACACAGACUACAACACAACCUACGAGUCAAGGACCGACUACAACACCACAUCCAAGUUGCGAGACCAAGAGUGGUACAACCUGUGAGGAAUGCUUGGCAUAUGUGGAUUGUCUGUGGUGCAUUUCAACUAAAAAAUGUAUAACAUAUCCAGCCAAAACCAUCCUGCCCCCCAACUCCCUCUGCCCACUGAAUGAUGCUCGAUGGGGCCUUUGCACAAUAAACUUCCAGAUUUUGAUCAUUACAUUGUCAGUGGCUGCAGCGCUGCUCAUCAUUGGUUUUUUGGUGUGUAUUUUCUGCUGCUGCAAGUGUGAGAACUUUGGAUCUACUCGAUUCCAAAACAGGAUGAACCGGCAAUCAGACAAGACAAAAACAAAACAAGAGGAGAGAAAAGCUGAGCUGAAGAUUAGACAUGAUGAGAUCCGACAAAAAUAUGGUCUCAGCAGGGCAAGUCCUUAUGCUAGAUUUGACAAUCCAAGCUAAAAUGAUGGAUGCACUGUUAUAAAGAUGAAUACUUUGACUAUCUGCUGCCUAUUUGAAAAUGAUUACAAUAGAUGAAAUAAUAUGAUUCCAUUGUGCUUAAAAUGAUGAUUUUCAGCUUAAGUAAUAUUCAACUUAAUGUCAUUUCUGUUAAUUUAUUUUAUUUACUACAAUUUUCCACAAAGUAUUCAAUCAAUGUAACCCCCCACCAUCAUAAUAUGAAAGUAACUUUUUUUGUACAUAUAUAAUCAAAGUUAAGGUUUCACUGAAAUAAAAAAUAUUCUUUAUAAAAAGCAUCUAACACUCUCAUCUGAAUCCAAAUCAGCAUCUGCUAGGUUUGGAACCGAGUGAAGGAUUGCUUAUUAGUCCAUGAGCCUUAUAGAUAUCAUAAGAUAAUAGAUAUAUCUGAUAAAUACCUGCCCAUGUAAUAUACACACUUUUUGAAUAAGAUAAUAAAUAAUAAUAAUUAAAA